This is a messenger RNA of Morone saxatilis (striped sea-bass), 955 nucleotides long. RefSeq names its product PHD and RING finger domain-containing protein 1-like. NCBI's taxonomy places the organism in Eukaryota, Metazoa, Chordata, Actinopteri, Moronidae. The record is from RefSeq and is a predicted model, not a curated record.
AGGGGAAGUGUGUCGUGUAGCGCGGAACAAAAUUAAAAGCAGCAGUUUUAGUUGAGAUACUAAUUAUAAUGGCUUUAUAUGAAAUAUGCUGUAACACCCGUAGCUAAAACCUCAAUAAUGUUUGCCUACACUGACUGAAGGGCUUCGCGAUAGUCUCAGUUACGUUGCAACAGCAUGUAACUUCACGUUAACGUAGCUAAGUUAGCCAGCUAACUAGAAACAGCUUGUAAUGUGAACAAAAAACAAAAAACUGCGACACACCAACCUGAAGUCGAGUUGUAACGUUAUCACAUUUUGUUUAUGACCGUGUCGUAGCUACAAAACUGAGGAUAAAGUGGUUUUAUGCCUCGUGUUGGACACUCCUCGUGUCUUUAACUGUGUGUAAAUAACUUCAGUGUGGCACAUGGUCACUGUUGAUUAUACUCUUGUUUAAGUGGCACAACAGCUGUUUUAAAACCUCCUAUAUACACAUACUUCCUUGACAAGUAACUUAAUAUUACAGAUAUGGAUGAGUCCACAGCAGAUUUCAUGCCACACUCAGAUAAAUGUUCUAUCUGCCUGAGUCCCUUUGACGAGCAAGCAGUGGCCUCUCUGGAGAGCUGUCAGCAUGUCUUUUGCCUUGAAUGUAUUCUCCAAUGGUCCCAGACAGCCAACACUUGCCCAGUGGAUCGGAUCAGUUUUGCUUUCAUCCACCAGAGACGGUGUCCUGGAGGGGACAUUGAAAAGAAGAUCAAAGUGAGGACGCAGAAAAAGACGACUGAUGAUGGCGAUGAAGAGGAGGAGAGCAACGCGUUUAUCUGCGAGGAAUGUGGACGCAGUGACCGCAGACACCGACUGCUAGUGUGCACACAGUGUGAUUCAGGCUAUCACAUGGACUGCUUGACCCCAUCAUUAAACAUCGGCCCUGAAGGAGACUGGAUCUGUCCUGAGUGUGCCGUCGUUCCUCAGCAUACAG